Scheffersomyces amazonensis is the source of this 1759-nucleotide messenger RNA. It is a transcript of the gene PEX12, whose product is annotated as ubiquitin-protein ligase peroxin 12. The coding region runs from base 93 to 1616 and encodes 507 amino acids. Gene Ontology annotation, cellular component: peroxisomal membrane; peroxisomal importomer complex. NCBI's taxonomy places the organism in Eukaryota, Fungi, Ascomycota, Pichiomycetes, Serinales, Debaryomycetaceae. The transcript has a single exon. The record is from RefSeq and is a predicted model, not a curated record. Gene Ontology annotation, molecular function: protein binding; ubiquitin-protein transferase activity; zinc ion binding. Gene Ontology annotation, biological process: protein import into peroxisome matrix; protein monoubiquitination.
UUGGCUGCCAAACUUACAGUUCCAAUUCUGAUUUUUUUUUUUUGCCGAGGCCCACGAAAAUUUUGGUUCUCCACAAAAAAAGUAUACUGGUAAUGUUUAACUUUGUAGAACCAACUAACUACUCAAGAUCUCAAAGGUCAAGAACUUGGAAGAGUAUGGAAUACUACUCAUCGUUAGAUGCAUCUCAGUUGGAUGCUGAUAGACCAACCUUAUUUGAAUUAAUUUCAUCUAAUCAAUUAGAAGCAUUAUUAUCACCAUCAUUAAGGUAUAUAUUAGUUCAUUAUGCCAGUAAAUAUCCGUAUUAUUUAUUAAGAAUCAAUAAUAAUUUUGAUGAAUUAAAUUUAGUAUUACGAACAUUUAUUGAAUGGUACUUUAUUAAAUAUUGGCAAGGAUCAUUCACAGAAAACUUUUAUGGUUUAAAAAGAGUCAAUCAAACACUUUUAUCUGAUAGUUCAAAAUAUAAUAGUGGAAAAUUAGUGCAAUUAGUUCCAUCAAUAAUAGAAGAGAAUAGAAGUCUAACUAAACUUCAACAGAUUGUUUCAAUAUUUGAAAUAACUGGUUCAGCUUAUAUAUCUGAAAAAUUAAAUUAUACUUAUGAAGUAUGGUAUACAAAGUAUAUAACCAAUCAAUUAAAUACUCAUGAAACAAAUACCAAAGAAGAGAAUUUUAAAAUUCAAUUAAAACGGAAAUUUGUGGAAAUAUAUCCAUAUUUACAAAGUGCCUAUAGAGCUGGGAAUUUUAUUACUACUAUACUAUACCUUAGUGGAUCAACUAAAUCACCUUCAAUAUUAACAUAUUUAUUUGGAAUUAAUUAUUCAAGAUUAAGUCAAUAUGAUUAUACUAAGAAUGAACCUAAAACUGAAUUACCAUCAUCUUCAAAUCUGAAUAUUAAUCGAGUUGCUCCUCCAUCUACUUUGGAAUAUGUUAUGAGAUUAAUUACUAAGAAUUUUACUGAUCCUUCAUGGAAAGUUAUUAAAACAAUUUUAGGAACUUUCUUCCCUGUAGCUAUAUUUACAUUGAAAUUCCUUGAAUGGUGGAAUAAUUCUGAUUUUGCUGCUAAGUUAUCUAAAAAUCAAGGUAAUGUAUUGGAUUUUACUAUUCCACCUCCAUCAUUUUUAUCAGAAGCAUUAAAGAAAUCUAGACAAGAGAAAUUGAAAUCUAUUAGUAAAAAUAAGAAGGUAAGGAAAUAUAAAUCAGGGAAUAUUUGUCCUAUCUGUAAGAAUGAGAUAACAAAUCCUGCUAUUAUUGAAACAGGGUACGUAUUUGAUUAUGCAUGUAUUUAUAAUUAUCUUCAAAAUUCUCAUAAGAUAGUAGCUGAAAAUAUCAAGAGUAAAUUAAAGGCUAAUAAAAAAGAUGGAGAAGAAAGUGAUAGUGAUAGUGAAAUUGAUAGUGAAAUUGAUAGUGAAGAUGAGAGAGAUACUACAGAUAAACAAGAGAAAGAGACAGAGACAGAGACAGAGAAAAAAGAAGAUUUACAAGAAUCUGAAUCUCAUGUAGUAAUAGAUAUUAAAAAAGGCGGUAGAUGUCCUAUAACCGGUAAGAAGUUAUUAGGAUGUAAAUGGAAUCCUAUAAAGGAAGAAUGGGAUAUUGAAGGUAUACGUAAACUUAUAUUCUGAAUAUACAUUCAUUUAAUGUAACAAUAUUUAUGUUAAUGUCUAUUUAAUGUAGUUGCAAAUAUUUCUGACUUGUCGUAUGUCGCAAAAAAAAAAAGCGACAAGAAUUUUGAAAAAUCUCUUCACGUGGUUAAGCUUAAUUAAGU